Periconia digitata is the source of this 924-nucleotide messenger RNA. The record is from the annotation of a GenBank genome assembly. NCBI's taxonomy places the organism in Eukaryota, Fungi, Ascomycota, Dothideomycetes, Pleosporales, Periconiaceae.
GAGCACAUAAGCCGCCAUCUGCCCUGCCCAUUCUCCCACGUCCUCCAGUCUUCUCCAAUCCUGCAUUGCCAACUCGUGUACGUAACAAUGGCUUCUUCCACCCCCGCCCACAACCCCUACGCUGUGAACCCCCAGCCAUUCGCUGGCAAGGUCAUCACCGUGACGGGUGCCAGCCGAGGCACUGGUCUCGCAUUAAGCAAGUAUCUGCUUGCUCGAGGUGCCAAGGUUUCCAUGUGUGCGACCACAGCAGAGAACCUCGAAAAGGCCUCCAAAGAGAUCGAUGAACUAUUCCCCGACGCCAAGUCGCGGUACUGGACCAAGGUUGUAGAUAUUGGUGUACCCGAAAACGUGAAGUCGUGGAUUGAAGAGACGGUGCAGAAGUUCGGGCCUUUGGACGGCUGCGCCAACGUCGCUGCUGUGGAACAGCGCGACAUCUACCCAAUCACCACGCUCGACGUCGAGUAUUUCACUAAACUCCUAAACGUCAAUGUGGUUGGAACUUUCAACUGCCUCCAGGCACAGAUGGCAAACAUCAAGGAUGGCGGCGCAAUCGUGAACUGCGGUAGUAUCACAAGCAACUAUGCUUCCCAAGGUGUGGCGGCAUAUGUCGCAUCAAAGCAUGCUAUCAUUGGACUUUCCAAGGUUGCUGCAUUCGAAGGGGCCCCGAGAAACGUCAGAGUGAAUGUAUUGAAUCCGGGGUGCAUCAACACUGAAAUGAUGGAGAAGCCCUUCAAUCUGCCUGAUGGAAGCACAUUCAACCUGAGCAAAGACAACAUCCCGUGUCUGCUAAAGCGGCCCCUGGCUGAGCCUUGGGAGAUCGCCGCCUCGAUUGCCUUUUUGUUGGGUGAUGAAAGUACGUAUGUGACCAAGGCUUCCUGGGCCCAUGAUGGCGGAUGGACAGAAGGAACCUACAGCUCCGGUUAG